GAUCUCGUGCUUACACAAGCCUCACUCACUAUAAAUUAAAACGUAACAACCACAGUUCUUCAUAUCUCGUCGUCUUCUUCUUCUAGACUCUUCUCUUUCUCUUCUCACUCUAAGGGGGUGCCCUGAGAUCACAUUGAGCAAUGGUGAAGGCUGUGGCAGUUCUUGGCAACAGUACUGAGGGUGUCAAUGGAAAAAUUUUCUUCACUCAGGAGGGAAAUGGCCUAACCACUGUAACUGGAUUUGUUACUGGUCUUUCGCCCGGUUUUCAUGGCUUCCAUAUACACGCCUUGGGGGACACUACCAAUGGUUGUCUGUCAACUGGAGAACAUUUCGAUCCUAUUGGCAAGGUGCAUGGUGGCCCUACGGAUGUCAAUCGCCAUGCUGGUGAUCUAGGGAAUCUCGAUGUCGCUGGUGAUGGAAAAGUCAGCUUCUCUAUUACUGUCAGUCAGAUUCCUCUCACUGGACCAAACUCCAUCAUUGGAAGGGCUGUUGUUGUCCAUGCUGGGCCUGAUGAUCUUGGGAAAGGUGGCAACGAGGAGAGCAAGCGUUCUGGAAAUGCCGGUGCCAGAGUAGCUUGUGGUAUCAUUGGUCUGCAAGGAUAAACUAAUCACAUGAAGUUGAAAACGUGCUUGAUCAUACGACGGAGCUUUAGAAUUGUGGAAUAAAGUAGCUCCUAUUUAAACCCGUUUGGUUAUGUCUGGUCUGUACUGCUGAAUUCCUGUGUUUUGCUUGUAUCGUUUGAGGAUUAUGUGUGUAUCAGUUUGCGCUUGCAGUGUGAUUCUCGAAAAAUGUGUUGGCCUUUUCUCGGCUGCAUACUGUUGCUUGUAAAAUAAUAAGUCAAUUCUCAAUAAUCUUAGCUUAAAAGAAGAAAUUUUACAA
This is a messenger RNA of Cajanus cajan (pigeon pea), 879 nucleotides long. The record is from RefSeq and is a predicted model, not a curated record. Lineage: Eukaryota; Viridiplantae; Streptophyta; Magnoliopsida; Fabales; Fabaceae.